AUGUCGAAUUUCAUGCACAAAGUCAGAGAUGCCAUGAGUGGCCACAAGGGGUCCUCCCAUGACUCGUCUCAAGGAGAUAACAGGACGAGCGAUACCCGUGAUACGUACGGCUCUUCUAACACUAGCCAAGGAGACAAUUACGGCACUUCCAACACUGGCGGAGGAACUGGCAAUACCUAUGGUUCGAAUACCACAGGCGCUGAGAUGGGUUCUGGAAUGGGCACCGGAACUUCUGAUUCCAAGAUGGACAACAAGAUGGACACGAGCAACACCUACGGCUCGACUACAGGCUCAGGCAACUAUGGUGCCGGUGGUUACAACACCGGUCUUCAGGACACCAAGGGUCAGGCAGGCAUGGGACCUUCUACCAUGAACACUGGUGACUACAGCACUGGUUCCAACGCCUACGGGUCAUCGGGCACUGGAGACUACUCCGGCACCCAGGGACCUCGUGAGUCCAACAUGGCCAACAAGAUGGACCCUCGUGUCGACAGUUCCACCGGCCAGGGAGGCAUGUACACCUCCGACUAUGGCGGCAGCACCAACUCCCCGGCCUACAACACGCGCUCUGCCACCACCGGCUCUAACAUGGGCCAGAUGGAUUCAAAACAGCGCGACAUGGGUGGCUCGGCUGCCGGUGGUAGCAGCUACAACACGGGAAGAAGAAGAUCUUCUGGUCCCCAUAGCUCUAAUCUCCUCAACAAGCUUGAUCCCCGUGUGAAGAGCUCGGACUAUGAGACGGCUGGUAACCAGCGGGCAUCCUAG
Penicillium cinerascens is the source of this 765-nucleotide messenger RNA. RefSeq lists its product as uncharacterized. The record is from RefSeq and is a predicted model, not a curated record. The transcript has 2 exons. Bases 1 to 765 code for a protein of 254 amino acids. NCBI's taxonomy places the organism in Eukaryota, Fungi, Ascomycota, Eurotiomycetes, Eurotiales, Aspergillaceae.